CUCCGAGAAAAACAAAAGCCUCCGCUGCAUUUUCGCUCUCCUUCAUAAAUAAUAACACAAACACAAGCAGAAGAGCGAAUGAAAAGCACGCCUUGACCGCGAGAAAGCUUUUUUUAUCGUAGACGUCAGUUAUCAAACACCUUCCUUUCUCUCUAUCUUGGAUCUCGAUCUUCAUCUGCUCAUUGCUUUAGACGCCAUGGCUUGUGCUAGUUUCGCUAAACUAAACGCAGCGUCGUCCUCUUGGAUCGGCCAACAGUCCUUUGGUCAGCGACCGGGAUCAUCCUCAGCACGCCUUACCACUCGUCGAGUCUCCCUCCCGAUCCGUGCUAGUUCUUACAAGGACGAGCUUGUUCAAACGGCUAAAUCUAUUGCAUCGCCUGGUCGCGGCAUCCUCGCGAUUGAUGAAUCAAAUGCAACUUGUGGGAAGAGGUUGGCAUCUAUUGGCUUAGACAACAACGAGGUCAACAGACAAGCAUACAGACAACUCUUGUUGACCACUCCUGGCCUUGGUGAAUAUAUUUCUGGUGCCAUUCUUUUUGAGGAAACACUCUACCAGUCUACUGUUGAUGGAAAGAAGUUUGUGGACUGCUUGCGUGAUGAGAAUAUUGUACCUGGCAUCAAAGUUGACAAGGGUUUGGUACCUCUUCCAGGAUCAAACAAUGAGUCUUGGUGUCAAGGCUUGGAUGGAUUGGCCUCAAGGUCUGCUGAAUACUACAAGCAAGGUGCACGAUUUGCCAAGUGGAGGACUGUAGUCAGCAUUCCUUGUGGCCCUUCUGCUCUAGCUGUUAAGGAAGCUGCAUGGGGACUUGCACGUUAUGCUGCCAUUUCUCAGGACAAUGGCCUUGUGCCCAUAGUUGAACCUGAGAUUCUUCUUGAUGGAGACCAUGGAAUUGAGAGAACACUUGAGGUUGCAGAGAAGGUCUGGGCAGAAGUGUUUUUCUACUUGGCUGAAAACAAUGUUGUGUUUGAGGGCAUCCUGCUUAAGCCUAGCAUGGUAACACCAGGAGCUGAGCACAAAGAGAAGGCUUCUCCUGAGACCAUUGCCAAAUACACACUCACAAUGCUUAAGAGAAGAGUACCACCUGCAGUUCCUGGAAUCAUGUUUUUGUCAGGAGGACAAUCUGAAGUAGAAGCAACUCUUAACCUCAAUGCAAUGAACCAAAUCCCCAACCCAUGGCAUGUUUCCUUCUCAUAUGCACGAGCGCUGCAAAACACUGUGCUCAAGACAUGGCAAGGACGUCCAGAGAAUGUGGAAGCUGCACAGAAGGCACUGUUGGUGCGCGCCAAGGCAAAUUCCUUGGCUCAGCUCGGUAAGUAUUCUGGUGAGGGUGAAAGCGAGGAGGCUAAGAAGGGAAUGUUCGUCAAGGGCUACACCUAUUAAGCAUCAUUUAAACAUAGCAUUAGAUUUAGAUAAGCUUUUUAAUUUUGUUUACCCUAGUCUUUUAAGACUAGAGGCUUGAAUAACACAUGUGGAAAGAACAGUUUUUCCGAACUGCUACCUUGGAAGAGAUGGUUUAGUGAGAGAGAAGAUAUGUAUUCUUAUCAUCCUAAAUUAUUGUUGUUGAAAUUUUAUGAAUUCUGAGUGAGAGAUUUGUUUUGACCA
This is a messenger RNA of Manihot esculenta (cassava), 1603 nucleotides long. RefSeq names its product fructose-bisphosphate aldolase 3, chloroplastic. The transcript is spliced from 6 exons. Gene Ontology annotation, molecular function: fructose-bisphosphate aldolase activity. Lineage: Eukaryota; Viridiplantae; Streptophyta; Magnoliopsida; Malpighiales; Euphorbiaceae. Bases 197 to 1381 code for a protein of 394 amino acids. The record is from RefSeq and is a predicted model, not a curated record. Gene Ontology annotation, cellular component: cytosol. Gene Ontology annotation, biological process: fructose 1,6-bisphosphate metabolic process; glycolytic process.